AUGAUUGUAGUUGUAAAUGUUUGCCUGGUCGAAGCCGCCACCUGGUUGGAAGCCUUACUCGAAUCCGACGACGACCAAUCUGAGGUCGUCUUGGAUAUCCCCAAACCACCCCCCAGUGCUGCUCCCUCCGACCUCGAUCUAGACUUCUUGGAACCCACUAGUGCCGCCGGGUUGACCAAUUUUCUCAGGCAGAACAGUUCUCCCGCUGAAUUUUUGUCUCUGCUUAACGACUCCGACGGCUACUUCUCCAACCUUGGGAUUCCGGCUACUUAUGAUUACGUUUCUUCAUCUUCGCCUAAGCGCGCCCGCGAGGCUGAGGAUUUGGAUAAGCUUUCCCCGAAAUUAUCAUCAUCUUCCUCUACUCCGUUGAAAGGAGAGAAAGAUGGGCAAUUACAAGGUGGAAUCGGUGGAUCAUUGGAUGCUGAAAUGGAGAAGCUUUUAGGGGACUCUGUUAUGUGUAGGGUUCGAGCAAAACGUGGGUGUGCUACUCAUCCUCGCAGCAUUGCUGAGAGGGUGCGAAGAACACGAAUUAGUGACAGAAUACGGAAACUACAGGAACUAGUCCCCAAUAUGGAUAAGCAAACGAACACAGCAGACAUGUUAGACGAAGCUGUAGCCUACGUCAAAUUCCUCCAGAAACAGAUCCAGGAACUGACUGAGCAUCAGAGGAACUGCAAAUGCAUAAUGAAUGAUUGAAGGGUCGAUUUACUUACAUAUCGUGAUAUCAUAGGCAACAACUUGACGAACUUUGUGGGUGGAAAUACUGUCUGGGUUCCAAUGGCCCACCAUUAUCUGCUACUCCGUCUACUGCCUUCCAGUUUCUGUACUAUAUUUCUCGGAACUGUAAGAUAUUGUAUGAACAAGUUCUGUGUAUUAGGCACAUGCACCUGCUGCUAGGAAAUAAUUAUCUUCAUCCACAAUAUGAUGCUAGCACAUCAAAGAUCAGUAGAAAAUCUUCUGUGGUUACCUUGGUUGUAUCUUGUGGUCCUGAAAGGGGAAAAUGCGUCUUCUGACCUUGUUUCUAUCUCUUCUUUUCA
Messenger RNA from Sesamum indicum (sesame), 1037 nucleotides. RefSeq names its product basic helix-loop-helix (bHLH) DNA-binding superfamily protein (gene FBH1). Gene Ontology annotation, cellular component: nucleus. The record is from RefSeq and is a predicted model, not a curated record. Gene Ontology annotation, biological process: regulation of transcription by RNA polymerase II. Gene Ontology annotation, molecular function: RNA polymerase II cis-regulatory region sequence-specific DNA binding; DNA-binding transcription factor activity, RNA polymerase II-specific; protein dimerization activity. NCBI's taxonomy places the organism in Eukaryota, Viridiplantae, Streptophyta, Magnoliopsida, Lamiales, Pedaliaceae.